CAGUGGACGGUGAUGCCGCCCCCGCCGCAGGCGCCGUACUACCAGGCGCAGCCGCCGCCGAUGUGGAACCAGCAGCCGUCCCAGAUCCCACCGCCGGUGCCCCAGUCGGUGCCGCCGCCGCAGCAGUUCCCGCCUCAGCAGCCCCAGAUGCAGUACCCGGCCCCCACCGUGGCCUCUCAGCCAGCUUCGGCUGACGAGAUCCGGACGCUUUGGAUCGGGGAUUUGCAGUACUGGAUGGACGAGAACUAUCUCUAUGGGUGCUUCGUUCAGUCUGGAGAGGUUCUUUCUGUGAAAAUUAUCCGAAACAAGCAGACUGGGCAAUCGGAAGGUUAUGGUUUUAUAGAGUUUGCAACUCGUGCCAGUGCAGAAAGAGUUCUUCAGACGUAUAAUGGCCAAAUGAUGCCUAAUGUUGAGCAAACUUUCAGACUAAAUUGGGCCACUUCUGGAUCAGGUGAGAGACGUGGAGAUGAAGGUGCCGAUUAUACAAUAUUUGUUGGGGACUUGGCCUCAGAUGUCACAGAUUACUUGUUACAAGAGACAUUCAAAAAUCGCUACUCAUCAGUUAAGGGGGCAAAAGUUGUUUCAGAUAGAAUUACUGGGCGAUCCAAGGGCUAUGGCUUUGUUAGGUUCGGAGAUUUAAAUGAACAAACACGUGCCAUGACUGAAAUGAAUGGAGUUUACUGUUCAUCGAGGCCUAUGAGGAUUGGUCCAGCUGCCAACAAGAAGGCAGGUGCUCAACAGUAUUCUACAAAUGCUUCUUACCCAACUACACCGGGAACUGAGUCCGAGAACGAUCCAAAUAAUACCACUAUAUUUGUCGGUGGGCUUGAUCCAAAUGUCACUGAUGAUCUUCUGCGGCAAGUUUUUAGCCCGUAUGGGGAAUUGGUCUAUGUAAAGAUACCUGUAGGCAAGCGAUGUGGAUUUGUUCAAUUUAAAAUCAGGUCAUGUGCUGAGGAGGCCCUGCGGAUGUUAAAUGGAACCCAGCUUGGGGGGCAGAAUAUUCGGCUUUCAUGGGGUCGUAGUCCAGCAAAUAAACAGCCACAGCAGGAUCCUAAUCAAUGGAAUGGUAGCUAUUAUGGGUAUGCCCAAGGCUAUGAUACAUAUGGGUAUGCCCCACCUCCUCAGGAUCCCAACAUGUACGCAUAUGCAGCAUAUCCAGGAUAUGGGAACUAUCAGCAGCAGCAACAGCAGCAGCCACAGCAGCAGCAGUGAUAUUUUGAUGACGGAGAUGCCUGUUCUAGUAACGAUAGGUGUAUGAACCUGGGCUUGGACCUGCAGUGUUGGCCAUGCAUCUAUGGAAACAGAGCGUUCUUUGUUGUUAAAGCGAGCUGCCUUGAAUCUUGUCCCGAUCUUUAUAGUCUCUCUUUUAGUGUUGCUCUGUAAUGUUGCAUAGACCUCAGAGCUGCAGCUGGUGGUGGUUGGACUGUUUGUUUGUUAGCAGUGCUAGCUUUUUAAGUGUCUAAUAUUUCUGAGUAUUUUGUUUGAAUCAUAUCUAAUAGUUUAUUAUGCUGGAUGGUUAUUGUAUGAAAUAUGGUAGCGUGACAUUUUCGUAUUUCUUUGCUGUCAAAACUGUCUGCCCAAACAAUUCUACAUAUAAAUUGCAUGGACCUUUUGCUUGCUCUUCUGUCAUA
Messenger RNA from Elaeis guineensis (African oil palm), 1631 nucleotides. Its product is annotated as polyadenylate-binding protein RBP45. Lineage: Eukaryota; Viridiplantae; Streptophyta; Magnoliopsida; Arecales; Arecaceae. Gene Ontology annotation, cellular component: cytosol. Gene Ontology annotation, molecular function: mRNA binding. The record is from RefSeq and is a predicted model, not a curated record.